GCGAAGUGGAAAAAAGCUUCAGAGUGGAGCUAUUCUAAGAGCAAAGAUGCCACCCAAGAAAUCAAAAAGUGCAACAAGCAGUGCAGGCAGUAAGGGGAAAGGUAAAUGUGAACCCUCUCACCAAGGUCAUCCUGAGGAUAUCUUCCCCAUGGUCCUGACAUCAGCCACCCAGGAGCUUUUUGGUUGCCGUGCUGAUGAGGACGUCACAGGGGAGAGCCCUUACAAGCUGCUGAAAAAAGACGACAUCAUACAGGACUUUAAGACAAGAGCCGCAGUGUCCGAUUUCAGCCCUGUGAAGCAGAUUGUGCUGGACUACCCGGACGACGAGCUCCUGCUGGUUUUUGACAGGGAAUUCAUCUAUGGCCAGUGCUUCUACCUCGUUCUGACACCAGAAGCUAAGGACAAAAUCAUCAACCCACCAGAGCCGGAGACGCCAGAAGUGUUUGAGGAUGAAGUCAUUAAAACCCCAGAACCAACGCCAUGGAUAUCUCUUGGCAGUGAGCAGGAAAUAGAUGAAGAAUCUGUCAAGGAGACCAGAGAAAAGCUCUGGUACAAGUUCUCCAGAGUGAGGAGGAAGUUUGGGGUACCAGUCUGUUUUUCUGACCGCAACACUGCAGAUGCUAAGGAUGGCUACCUAGAGUGUGCUUCCUACCAAGACAGCAGAUUCAGCAUCAAACAGAUGCAGAGGGACUGCGGGAUGCAGGCUGUUUCCAGACUGCAAAGCAGCAGUGCUCAGACACAGUGGAAGUUGCAGAGGAAUAUCUUCACCCAGUACGAGCCAAGAGAGUUAAGUGAUGAAGAAAAAGCAAACAUCCUCCAGUCUGAGAGUCGGAAGAAUAUGUGCAACUCAGUGACCCACACAGUUUUGCAAGCCCUUCAGCAGGAAAGAAUCAUGAAUGUGUUCUGUGAUGACUGGAAGUCUUUGGAGACAGCAGCUGAAGACAUAGACUGGUCUGGGAAGGCUUCCGAAGGUUUGAUGCUUUAUCAGGCCUUCACAGACCAGAACUACACUAAGGACAAGAAAAUCAGCAGCAUUAAUUGGCACCCGACCAUCUACGGUGUGAUAGCUGUGGCUUUGACAGAAAAAAAGGAGGAGCAUUUGAACGAGUCCACAACGUUUGUCUUCAAAGCUUCUUUCAUUCUCUUUUAUAGCUUCUCCGACCCCUCUAAUCCCCAGUUGCUGCUGGAGUGCCCAGAUGACAUUUUUGCCUUUGAGUUUUGCCCUUCUGAUCCAGAUAUUAUCGUUGGCGGCUGCGUGAAUGGCCAGGUCGUGUUGUGGGACAUUUCUGCCCACGUCACGCUCUUACAGGGAAAACAGCUUUCUGUCAACACUGACACAUUCGACCUCAAUGACAACAAAGAGAAUAAGACUCCUGUCGUGCGCUUCUGUGCUGUGUCUGCCUUAGAGCACAGCCACAAAGCACCAAUUACUGAUGUCCAGUGGCUGCCGCCAACAUUUGAGGUGACCAGGACGGGCUUACCAGUGGAGAACAAAUACAACAUGUCUGCUCAGGUUGUCACCUGCUCCCCUGACUGUGCUAUAAUGUUCUGGGAUGUGCGUUCGACAAAACUGAGUCAGUCAGCGUCAGACAGGAAGCAGAAUGUGGAUCAGAAGACAACCUACAGUGUCCCCGACACUUUUAAACACCUGGACCGUUCAUGGAAGCCUCUGUUCAGGGUUUCCCUGCCAAAGAUUGAUACCAGUGGAGAAUACGCUCCUCUGAAAUUCGGCCUGGAACAUUACACCUGUACGGCUAAUAAUACAGCCGGGACCACAGAAGCUGCUAAUGAAAAUGAUGACAGCUCAGAGGUCAUCCCAAACUACAGCCAGCUCAGAGUGCCCUCAGCUCAAACACUCACUACUCUGGAAGAUGUCAAUACCAAACUCUUUAUUGGAACAGAGGUUGGGGAGAUUCUUUACACCGACUGGAAACUGGUGAAGGACGACUCUGGACGGCUGCACAGUGCCAAGCCCCUCCACUGUUUAAGCAUCCAUCACUGGCAGGUGAAUACGGUACAGCGGUCGCCCUUCUUCAAAGACAUUAUUUUGACAACAGGAAGCUGGAACUUUGCCAUCUGGAAGGAGGGAGUCAUGGACGGGCCCAUCAUCGUGUCACCAAACUCUGAGCAGGUGUGCACCGUGGGAUGCUGGUCCCUGUCCCGACCAGCUAUUUUCUUCAUCGGGAAAGUGGAUGGCAGCAUUGAGGUGUGGAACCUGCUGGAAAAGACCAUUGAACCUGCGCAGGUCCACGCACACAUUACCAAUGCAAAGAUUACCUGCAUCAAACCCUGGACAGCCUCCUCCAAGCAGCACUUCCUUGCUGUGACUGAUGACCUUGGAAUGCUCCGUGUUUUCGAAAUCCCGAAGUCACUCUACGUUCCCUCCAGGAGUGAGAAUUUGAUUGUAAAGAAAUACUUUGAGGUUGAGGAAGAGAGGUUGAAGGAUCUUUUGAAAAAUGAGGAACUGUGGGAAAAACAGAAGAAGGAAGCUGAAGAACUCAAGAAAAAGAUGGAUCCUGACAAGACAUUCAAAUCCCUUGUGGAGGAUGAAGAGGAGAACAAAAAUCACCGGAUGCUGGAAGAAAACGUCCUGAAGGACAUGGGCCUGUGGAAAGAUACUGCUGACACACAACAUGCCUGAAUCACACACAUUCACACACA
Molecule: messenger RNA, 2661 nt
Organism: Anoplopoma fimbria (sablefish)
Lineage: Eukaryota; Metazoa; Chordata; Actinopteri; Perciformes; Anoplopomatidae
Gene: dnai3
Product: dynein axonemal intermediate chain 3
Exons: 22
Coding region: 47-2641 (864 amino acids)
Biological process (GO): cilium movement involved in cell motility; inner dynein arm assembly
Cellular component (GO): inner dynein arm
Molecular function (GO): dynein heavy chain binding; dynein light chain binding
Source: RefSeq, a predicted model, not a curated record